Molecule: messenger RNA, 1329 nt
Organism: Mycena citricolor
Lineage: Eukaryota; Fungi; Basidiomycota; Agaricomycetes; Agaricales; Mycenaceae
Source: the annotation of a GenBank genome assembly
CUUCAUGACGUGAUGCUGGAUCACGAAACCCAUCAGAGCUAUACAGGCUGUAAAUACGCGGCAACAAAUUUUCUCAUCUUUCAACAGCAAGACUUUGAGCCGCAAGAAUGGCCUCUCGCCCCACCGUCAACGUCUUCGGCGCCUCCGGAGAGGCGUCCACCUCCCUCCCGCUCCCCGCCGUUCUGACCGCCCCGAUCCGUCUGGAUGUCGUUGCGCAGGUCCACAAGAGCGUCGCCAAGAACAAGCGCCAGGCGUACUCCGUUAGCGAGAAGGCCGGCCACCAAACCAGUGCCGAGUCUUGGGGUACCGGUCGUGCCGUCGCUCGUAUCCCCCGUGUCGGUGGAUCCGGAACCCACCGUGCUGGCCAGGCCGCAUUCGGAAACAUGUGCCGUGGUGGUCGUAUGUUCGCCCCUACCAAGACCUGGCGCAAGUGGCACGUCAAGGUGAACCAGAACCAGCGCCGGUACGCGACUGUCUCGGCUCUCGCUGCUUCGGCUCUGCCUUCCCUUGUCCUCGCCCGUGGUCACCGCAUCGAGCAAAUCGAGGAGGUUCCUCUCGUUGUUGCUUCUGCCGCCGAGUCUUUCACCAAGACCAAAGAGGCUGUUGCCCUCCUCAAGAGCCUCAAGGCGUACUCGGAUGUCGUCAAGGUGUCGAACUCGCGCAAACUCCGUGCUGGAAAGGGAAAGAUGCGGAACCGCCGUCACCGCCAGCGCCGCGGCCCGCUUGUUGUGUACAACGAGGACCAGGGUAUCGUCAAGGCGUUCCGCAACCUGCCCGGUGUUGAGGUCGUCAACGUGCGCCGAUUGAACCUGCUCCAGUUGGCUCCUGGUGGCCACCUCGGUCGUUUCGUCAUCUGGACGGAGGGUGCCUUCGCUUUGCUUGAUGAGGUGUUCGGUACCUUCGACAAGGUGUCGUCGUUCAAGAAGGAUUACGUCCUGCCCGCCUCGAAGAUCACCAACCCCGAUGUGACGCGUCUGAUCAACAGCGAUGAGAUUCAGUCUGUUGUCCGCCCUGCUGGCCAAAAGGUGCAGAAGCGUCCCUGGACGCAGAAGAAGAACCCCCUCGUCAACAAGGCCGUCCUCUUCCGCCUCAACCCGUACGCCAAGACGAUCCGCCGACAUGAGCUCCUCAAGCAGGAGCGCCUCAAAAAGAAGAACGCGAAGAAGCCGAAGCAGCCGACCGCUGCCGGCGCUGCGUUCACCGAGUCUCUCUUUGCUCCUUGAGCGGUGGUUUUAGUAGCUGUAGGAUUUAUGCAUCGUGCUAUGCUAUGUCAUCAUGUGCUUCUUAUGCCUUAACAUUGUGCCUUCGGCGUGUGAGAUCAGGGUGUAU